Molecule: messenger RNA, 604 nt
Organism: Frankliniella occidentalis (western flower thrips)
Lineage: Eukaryota; Metazoa; Arthropoda; Insecta; Thysanoptera; Thripidae
Exons: 4
Source: RefSeq, a predicted model, not a curated record
AGUGGUUUGUCUUUGUCCCACAUUCGUAUCUUCGUAUCAUUCAAUAUGUGGCCACUGACUACUGACUCAGGCUCAAAACACACUAUAGAGAGGCGUUACCCUAGCAACCUGCUCGUGGCGGCGGCCUGGGCAGCCUCGUCCCUCUCAUGGUGGUGAUGGCGCUGCUCAACUGCCUACAACGACCAGAGGACCCGGGAGGGUUUGCCCAGGCACAUGGCGACGCGGCCACAACAGCGGUCCUCUUCUGGGAGAACAAAUGCCGCAUGGUGCUCAAGGAGCUUGACGCCGCCCACGUCGUGUCGCAGGUCAUGGUCAGGGACUACACUACCGCACACGCGCAGGCGCAGCACGCGCUGCGCGAAAAGGAGCGCGAGUCGGAAGAGUGGCAGCAGAAGCUGGCGCGCGCUCAGUCCAAGAUUGAGAGCCUGGAGGCCGAGCGAGAGCGGUGGCUCGAGGACAAGGCACACGGGCGCAAGCAGCUCCAUGAAAGCGAACAGCAGUGGAAGAGUGAAAAGGGGAACUUACAGAGGGAGGUCAGUUUCGUCGACCAGAGUCUUGUGAGGCGGGGGUCCACGAGAGGUCCUGACGACGCCCCCCACCCCAG